This is a messenger RNA of Pyrus x bretschneideri (Chinese white pear), 1643 nucleotides long. RefSeq names its product tubulin beta chain. Gene Ontology annotation, molecular function: GTP binding; structural constituent of cytoskeleton; GTPase activity. The record is from RefSeq and is a predicted model, not a curated record. Bases 121 to 1461 code for a protein of 446 amino acids. The transcript has 3 exons. Gene Ontology annotation, cellular component: microtubule; cytoplasm. Gene Ontology annotation, biological process: microtubule cytoskeleton organization; mitotic cell cycle. Lineage: Eukaryota; Viridiplantae; Streptophyta; Magnoliopsida; Rosales; Rosaceae.
GCUCCCUCAUUCUCCGCCGCUGCGCCUUUCUCUCUAUAAAACUUCCUCUCUCUCUCUGUCUCUCUCUUUGUCUCUCUCUAGAUCUGCCGAUCUGAUCUGCCGUGAACCCUAGAACCGAAAAUGCGUGAGAUCCUUCACAUCCAGGGAGGCCAAUGCGGCAACCAGAUCGGUGCUAAGUUCUGGGAGGUGGUGUGCGCGGAGCACGGCAUCGACUCCACCGGCCGCUACCACGGCGACUCCGAGCUCCAGCUUGAGCGGGUUAAUGUCUACUACAACGAGGCCAGCGGCGGCCGGUAUGUUCCUCGCGCCGUGCUCAUGGAUCUGGAGCCUGGAACCAUGGACAGCAUCAGAUCUGGGCCGUACGGCCAGAUCUUCCGCCCUGACAACUUCGUUUUCGGUCAAUCGGGUGCUGGGAACAACUGGGCCAAGGGUCAUUACACCGAGGGCGCAGAGUUGAUCGAUUCUGUUCUCGAUGUGGUUCGUAAGGAGGCGGAGAAUUGCGACUGCUUGCAAGGGUUUCAGGUGUGCCAUUCGUUGGGUGGUGGUACUGGAUCUGGGAUGGGAACGCUUCUGAUCUCGAAGAUCAGGGAGGAGUACCCAGAUCGGAUGAUGAUGACUUUCUCUGUGUUCCCAUCUCCCAAGGUCUCAGAUACUGUCGUGGAGCCUUACAAUGCUACUCUUUCGGUCCAUCAGCUUGUGGAGAAUGCUGAUGAGUGCAUGGUUCUUGACAAUGAAGCCCUCUAUGAUAUUUGCUUCCGCACACUUAAGCUCACCACACCCAGCUUUGGUGAUUUGAAUCAUUUGAUCUCUGCAACAAUGUCUGGAGUUACCUGCUGCCUGAGGUUUCCUGGACAGCUCAACUCUGAUCUGCGCAAGCUUGCUGUCAACCUGAUCCCCUUCCCCCGUCUCCACUUUUUCAUGGUGGGCUUUGCUCCUCUUACUUCACGUGGCUCUCAGCAGUACCGGGCCCUGACUGUUCCAGAGCUGACACAGCAAAUGUGGGACUCCAAGAACAUGAUGUGUGCUGCUGAUCCCCGACAUGGACGUUACCUAACAGCAUCAGCCAUGUUCCGUGGUAAGAUGAGCACCAAGGAAGUGGAUGACCAGAUGAUGAAUGUGCAGAACAAGAACUCUUCCUACUUUGUUGAGUGGAUCCCCAACAAUGUCAAGUCAACUGUCUGUGACAUCCCACCAACCGGUCUUAAGAUGGCAUCGACCUUCAUCGGGAACUCAACAUCCAUCCAGGAGAUGUUCAGGAGAGUGAGCGAGCAGUUCACUGCCAUGUUCAGGAGGAAGGCUUUCUUGCAUUGGUACACUGGUGAAGGCAUGGACGAGAUGGAGUUCACUGAAGCUGAGAGCAACAUGAAUGAUCUUGUGUCCGAGUACCAGCAGUACCAAGAUGCAACAGCUGAUGAGGAGGAAUACGAGGAUGAGCAGCAAGAGUACGAGGAGGAAAUGUAAUUUCUAUCAUCAAAGCUUAGUGCCGUUUGCAGUUUAGUGCGUUUGCAUGUGAAUGAAUGAAUUUCCGGUUGAGAGAGAGAUUGAUGGACGAGUUUUAAUAUCAACUUCCAGUUGCUGCUCUGUGCUGUAACUUUCUUAUUUUCGACAUUAUGGAUUUGCGGUAGUGAUGAUAUAUUUGCUUU